GUCUUGUUUCACGAGCAAACUGAAGCCGUUUCGUUAGAUUAUAAUAUGCGCGCUUGUGUUAUUUGUUUACCCUCAAGAAAUGACAGACCAACUCUCUUUGAAAGCGUUGCAAGUCGUACUGGUCGGGGAGCAUUUGAGGAACAGGCUGCACGCUGAAGAAGACCCUGUUAUGAUCAAAGAUAGGCGAUAUCACUUGAGGAUGUACUCUUGUUGUUUUGUUGGUCGCGAUUUGGUUGACUGGUUGAUUCGACAUGGAGAUGCAAGUUCGCGCGGAGGGGCUGUGCAGUGCAUGAACGUUCUUUUAGAUCACGGUAUAAUUCACCACGGUAAGGGAAACGCAAGCGAAGAAGGGAAAAAGUCUUGUGUCUUGCAAAUUGCCAGUUAAGUUACUCUGCGUCUGUGCACACAUUUUUUUAUUAGCGUUGAUUUGGACUUGGGGAAGAAACUGGAAAGUAAGAAGUACAUGCAAAGUAGAUUAUUGCGUCGUUAUCUGCGAUGAUAUUCUUUCUUUUUCUUUCUUUAUGUCGCGGUUCCAAUUUAAAUUCACAUUACUAGCAUUUCAUGUUCAUCUUUCCCGGCUAUAGUGAUAUUAGAAACCAAUGUAAUGUCCAAUAUUCCUAGUUGGCUUACAAGGUCAAUCGGCCGUUUUUAAGCACAGCACCGGUAUCACAGAGGUCAGAGUUCAAUUCCUGGCCAACCUGAUUUUUUCAGGGUUUCUUUUCACAAAUGCAUAAGUCACGUCUUCAACUGGGAUGAUCCUCUUUGCAUUUAUUUCUUCAUUCUGUGGUUUCAGUAUAUUCAUCAUUUGAAACUGAAAAGUAUUGGAUGGGGGCAUGGUUGGUAAGAUGCACUUUAAGAAAUAAUUCCAUGUGUAUUGCUGGGAUCAUGAAAUCUCGGAAACCUUAGCCUUUCCUAGACUAAAUCAUAUGACUGAAUUAGCACUCCUACCCGACCCUCAGACCUGGCCUGUAAAAAGUGUAGUACUUAUAUUCAAAACCUGUCAUUGUACUAUUUUAAAACCUGGUAUACAAAUCCACACUGGCCAUGACUUCACACCCAGCCUAUGCCCACAUUAGACAUGGUUGAAAUCUUAGUGACAGCCCUGUUUCUAUACCCUACCCUAGAGUAGACUGAUGACUACCCUUCACAAUGGCAAAUGUAAUCAUAUAGCUCACUACCCCACCUUACAAGGAGAAUCUCCAAUGAUUAAGAGUUCUUGGAAUUUUUGUCUUGGCAUAGCUCUUCAAAGCUAGGACUUAGAUAUGUGACAAAUAAUCUUACUGUACCCUUAAACCUGGCCUGUAAAAAGUACAGUACUGAUAUUCAAAAGCUGUCCUUGUACUAUUUUUAAACCUGGUACACUAAGCCUAUGCCCACAUCAGAGCUACAUGUACAACAUUUGUUAUUUGAUCAAAUGUUUAAAAAAAACCAGCAUCCAUUGCAACAGUUAAGGAUGAGCUAGCUUCCCUUUAGAAGACCUUGAUCCAGCAUGGUCAGGGCCCCAAAAAAGUCCCGUAUGGUAGUCCGGGACAAGUAGGUUUUCUUUUUGGAUGGGUAAGAGUCCAGACAAGUCAUCUUCUGACAAAGUCAUUGACUAAGAUGAGCAAGAAGUGGCCUUGGACAAGGAAAAUGCAACAGCUGGAAUCAAGGUUUUUCAUGCCCCGAUUUUUUGUUGUCUUAAUAUGGCGUAGAUAGGUCUUGAUGGUUUGUUUUAUUUAUUGCUAGUGUGCGAUGAUCACCAGUUUAAAGAUGAGAUGUUAUUCUACCGAUUCCGACGGGAUGAUGACACAGUUGUUCUCAACCCUGACCUUGUUGUAGUUUAUCGUGGCUGUGACAUUUAUCACAGGUAAAGAGAUUGACACUCAAACAAACCCUUGCUUCCACUUCCAGCAUGCAAUUAGCAGAUACCUUUCCNCCGACCCUCAGACCUGGCCUGUAAAAAGUGUAGUACUUAUAUUCAAAACCUGUCAUUGUACUAUUUUAAAACCUGGUAUACAAAUCCACACUGGCCAUGACUUCACACCCAGCCUAUGCCCACAUUAGACAUGGUUGAAAUCUUAGUGACAGCCCUGUUUCUAUACCCUACCCUAGAGUAGACUGAUGACUACCCUUCACAAUGGCAAAUGUAAUCAUAUAGCUCACUACCCCACCUUACAAGGAGAAUCUCCAAUGAUUAAGAGUUCUUGGAAUUUUUGUCUUGGCAUAGCUCUUCAAAGCUAGGACUUAGAUAUGUGACAAAUAAUCUUACUGUACCCUUAAACCUGGCCUGUAAAAAGUACAGUACUGAUAUUCAAAAGCUGUCCUUGUACUAUUUUUAAACCUGGUACACUAAGCCUAUGCCCACAUCAGAGCUACAUGUACAACAUUUGUUAUUUGAUCAAAUGUUUAAAAAAAACCAGCAUCCAUUGCAACAGUUAAGGAUGAGCUAGCUUCCCUUUAGAAGACCUUGAUCCAGCAUGGUCAGGGCCCCAAAAAAGUCCCGUAUGGUAGUCCGGGACAAGUAGGUUUUCUUUUUGGAUGGGUAAGAGUCCAGACAAGUCAUCUUCUGACAAAGUCAUUGACUAAGAUGAGCAAGAAGUGGCCUUGGACAAGGAAAAUGCAACAGCUGGAAUCAAGGUUUUUCAUGCCCCGAUUUUUUGUUGUCUUAAUAUGGCGUAGAUAGGUCUUGAUGGUUUGUUUUAUUUAUUGCUAGUGUGCGAUGAUCACCAGUUUAAAGAUGAGAUGUUAUUCUACCGAUUCCGACGGGAUGAUGACACAGUUGUUCUCAACCCUGACCUUGUUGUAGUUUAUCGUGGCUGUGACAUUUAUCACAGGUAAAGAGAUUGACACUCAAACAAACCCUUGCUUCCACUUCCAGCAUGCAAUUAGCAGAUACCUUUCCAGUUUUGUUUCAAUUUGCCUUGUAAUAAAAGCACAGAGACAGUGUCGUCUCUCUCAGGCUACCAGUUCCUGGCCUUGAGUCUUAAAAAUUCCCACAUCUUUUGUCCUGUGUGUCCUGUCUCAUAUUUUGUUUGUACAGUAUGCAGGUAACACUGCUUUCUUUUAGUCACCAUGAUUAAUUUUAAUAAGUGUUAUAAAAAAGGUUUUUUGUCCCUUUAUGGAACGAUGCAUGGUCAAUACAUAUUAUUAUUCAUUCAAAAUAUUUUGCCGUUUCUGAUUUUCUUAAAGCCUCCACCUAAUUCUUCAUAACCAAUUGGAGCUGACCAUAUUUGAAAGAUGCGAGCAAUAUACCUUCAAUUCGAUGGCAUAUUUGAUUUUUAAUGAGGUUGAUCGAUGGUUUAUUUGAUUGGAAAUGAGGCUGCAUAGGCAAUAGAGCACCGACCAACACCCUUUCCAGGCUCCGGUGACUAGCUGUAUCUUCACGAGUGAACUAAAACAUAGAGUUCACCGCGAUUCAAAGAAAGCUGAACGGAAGCAGGGAGCAAAGAAAGUCAGUUUUACAGCUUGCCAUUCGGACAAGCUGUAUCUAGCAUGUACUAGCCCAAAAUUCUUUUCAACUAGCCCCCAAAACUUUUUUGACAAGCAGGAUUGAUUACACAGUUCUUAUGUAAUUUGAAUUCCUCAAAAAACUCCACUUGCCCAUCGGGCAAGUUAAGAGCAGAAUUCACUAUCCCAGUAGCAAAAUCCACUAGCCCCGGGCUAUCGGACACUACUUUCUUUACAAGCUGGGAAGAAAUGCAAGAAUAUGCAAGACACAUUGCUGGAUGAAAGUUAUCUACUUUUUGAGGAGUUUCCACAAGAGAAAACAUCUGUUUAUAUCCUUGUGAAAUCAUGCCAAUUGAAUGAAGUUUAGAAGAAUGUCUACAAGAAAGAAAGCUUGUUAAGAACUUAGAAAUAUUUUGAAUGAAUAAUAAAGGAAUUAUUGAAUUUGGCUUUUGUACGAUGUGAAAAAGUAUGCAGAUCUCAGAGGAUGUUAUCCACCUCGGCCUUCAGCCUCAGUGGAUAACAUCCUCCUUCAUCUGCAUAAUUCUUCACAUCCUACUCAGCCUCAUAGGCCCAGUUGUUUGAAAGGUGGAUAAAUCUAUCCACUGGAUAAAAGUCUGUCCAGUAGAUAAAGCAAUAAGUUUCCCUAAUACUUAUCCGAUGGGUAGUGAUCCAGUGAAUAGCGCUAUCCAACAUUUCAACAACAGUACUGGGGCCUGUCGUCUUGCAUAUUGAGGAGGAAGCCAUGUUGCUGUCAGUAUUUUACUAUUUUAUUUGCUCUUUUCUCUGUUGCUGUUGCAGUUUCAACCCAUGUUUGUAUCGUUUGUCACCAUUUCUACUGUCCCAUGUCAUUGUUUAAGGCCAUGUCACUUGUUAGAAUUUUACCCUAACAGGACCUCAUUACUGGGUUCCUAUCCUGGUAUAUUCCUGAAAAUUACUUAAAAUGUCAAAAGCUUAACAAAAAGUGUCAGUUAAUGGCAGGGGGAUGUUCUUUAACAAGCUCAGUCACUCUGCUAAGAUCACCUGCCACUGUGUAUUGACUGCAUGUAGAAUUACUCAAGGGUAAGCAGAGUUUUUAAGAGUUAAAAAAAAGAGAAAGGAAAAUUUAAUUUAACAGGGAAUAGUAGACUUGGGGGGCCGGAUGUGUAUUACUGGUUUUUUAGCUGUUGAAAUUGAUUUCCUGUUAUUCUGUUGAUAUUUUAAUGAGAAACCCUCUUACAUUUUUCACCCACUUCCUCACUCAUAAUGAAGUGAAUGUCAAUUUCCAUACAGGGCAAAGAAUGAGGACUGCCAUUUAAUCAAGUCACGUCCUUGUCAUGACUUUGUGUACCGAAGUUGUUUCACAGGCGUUGAACUAGUGGACUGGUUGAUACAAAGUGGUGAAGUAACCGAUAGAACUCAGGGAUUAAUACUUGGGAAAGAACUCUUAGAUCAAGCAAUCAUUAAACAUGGUAAGGAAAGUCUAUUAAUAAAUGCAUGGAAGUAGGGGAAUUACCAAAUUUUUCUCAAACGAAGAAAAGGAGGAGGAAGCCUGGCUUAGCAGCAGUGCUAGAAUUGCAAUCUGGUGGCCCCAAUAAUAGUUCAUAAUCCCACACUGACUGCUAUAUCUGGAUUUAUUCUUAGUAGUUUUGAGUUAAACAUCAUCUGCCAUGCUUGUAAAUAGCCAAGUGGAUGACCUCCAGUCAUUUGGGACUCAUUCCUUCUUGACCUUUAAGGCAAGAGAAUAAUUUGGAUCUUUUAUUUUUAAAUUUUUUAGGGAUAUAACCAAUGCCCUUUUUACAUGUCACUAUAAAGUGCUUUCACAUAAGACAAUUUGCAAUGAUGAUUUUCAGCAUAACACAGCGUAGCAAUGUUGGAGCAAUGUUGCAACCAUUCAAAACAAUGUUGCAACAAUGCUGUAAUACUGUGUUGUGCUAAAAAUCUUUGUUGCAAAUUGUCCCAUGUAACAUCACCUUUAGAAACAAGAAGGAAACUGGGCCAAGCUGAUUUUCACAAAGACUUCUGGGAUCGUUACUAGGGACACGCUGGUCAGCUGUUUCCCUGUCCCUAGUAACAGUCAGAAGUCUUUGCAAAAGUUUUUUUUUUAAAUUUUCUUACAACUCUUUUAGUUACAGACGAAUUUCACUUUAGAGAUGAAAACAUCUUCUAUCAGUUCAUGAUUGAUAAAGUAGUAGCCAGGAAGAUGAUUGACACUUUGGGUAUUGUGGAUGACAAGGCUCCUGGUUCACCAAGGAACUUUAGACGUCGGAAUCUUCCUCCAUUAAAUACACAGCGAUCUAGUCCUGUUCCCUUUUUAAAAGAAAAGCCAGGAAUAACUGAGCCACUUGGUAGGUAGUUUGGCGUACCAGAAUACGUAUCAAUGUGGAAAGGGUGGGUAAUGGCUACAGAUGGUGGGGAUAACAGCAAUGUUAUUACAUAAGAUCUAAUAUAUUGGUUCACCUAUGAGGAACCAAACCCUGUUCACUACAUCCAAGGGAGACGUGAAACCACUUUUCUACAGGCAAAUCUCCUGCUAUUCCAGCAGUGAGGGCAUAUGCAACCCAAUUGGUGGUGGAAUGGCUCCAAAUACCAUACAUACGUCAUACUCAUAGCUGUUACUUACAGAAAUGACAUUGAGGGAAUGGAAAAUUAGCUGUUUUAAAAUCUAGCAAAUGACAGGCUUUUUAAAUGAUCAUUGGCUGCCAUUUAUUCAUGGAUUAAAAGAAACUUUUACCCACUUUAAUGUAGUGUUGUUGUCAUUAGUAAAACUUAGUCACAUUUUAUUAGUGCACAUGUGCUUAAAAAGUUACAUGCAGGUUAGGUUAUGUAUUACUCACGUAAUAAUACUUGUGGAUGUGCUUUAACAUUUCAUAUUUCAGUCUCGCGAUAGUAUUAUGGAUAACAGUAUUUUAGUUGUUCGGGCUGUCUGAUUUGAAAGUUGAUUAUCUUUCCCAGUUUAGUCAAUGUAACCAUAGUUAAUGGAGGUGACUGGUUAUGAAGCCCGGCAAACAUCAAAGGAGCAAACAAAGAUGCCAAGAUUUAGGUUAGAAGGUCCACGACCCUGCACAAUCUUUUGUUUUGCGUUCAUACGUUAUGCAUGAAUUACGUAACCAGCACGUUUCUAUUGGUUANCCAUAGUUAAUGGAGGUGACUGGUUAUGAAGCCCGGCAAACAUCAAAGGAGCAAACAAAGAUGCCAAGAUUUAGGUUAGAAGGUCCACGACCCUGCACAAUCUUUUGUUUUGCGUUCAUACGUUAUGCAUGAAUUACGUAACCAGCACGUUUCUAUUGGUUAGUUCCUCAGUACGGAGUAAACAACUAUUGUUUUUUGUGCAGGGUCAAGGCCAAAAAAGAGAACAAAAACAUACAACAAAGAACUUUGUCGGGUUUCAUAACCAUUCCCUCUAUUAACUAUGAUGUAACAAAAUAAUUUAUUAAUAAAAAUGAAAUUUUAUAUCAUAAUAAUUAUUAUCAUGUCCUUUUGAAAAGCUAGUUGUUAGAGUAUCUAUUCACAGUCAUGUAAUAUUCAUUAUCCUGUGCAAUAACAUAUUAGGCAUUAUAUAAACCUGAAUAAUAUAUGCAAAGUUGUCAUUUCACAAAGAGUGUCAGCGAAAAGGGCCAGCCCUCUCUCCCUUUCUCAGACAUAAUUAGAACUUGGAGUCUUUUGUCGUGUUCCUCGACAGGGAUCUCGUCCCGUACCUUAAUGCUAAUUAAGUCAGAGAGAGCUGAGCUUUGGCUGAAAGUACAGCGCUUGUUAAUCACUUCUUUCAAGCAAUAAGAGCACCUGUAUUUGCAGGGUAGUGGGUCAACCUUUCAAACUUUUCUAAAUGAAUUAAUUUGUAAUUUUCAUAAAGUUGCCUCAAGCCUUUGUUUCAAAGCAAGGCUACUUUCAAAGGCUUUGAUAUGAAAAUGAUUCUUUUAUUCUCAUGCAAAUAAAACUCAUUUUCACAACAACGAAUUUGUACCACUUAACAUUGUUUUGUAAGUGAGGUUUUUUUGGAACUCUGAAAUGGCCCAUUAACCCUUUAAGUGUCAAGAGUGACGAAAGUCAAUUCUCUCCUAACAAUAUCAAUACAAAACCAAGGGAAAAUGUUGUGAGAAUAUAUAAAGUAAUCACUUCAUGGAAGGGAAAAUGCUUUGAUCUUCAAACAAAUUCUCCCAACUAAUUCAUUAAGGAAAUGUAUGGAGAUCAGUCUUGAGAAUUUGUACUUGGAUAUUUGGGCUUAAAGAGUUAAGACUGCCUACCCCCAGGAUUGAAGAGGUCAUUAUUUUUAAGUAAUGGAUUGCUAUUUCUUGCCUAUUUCUAGAUUACUCACCAGACAGCCCAGAGUAUUUCCCAUCCAGUGCCAGCCCAAGUCAAUCACCCAGACCAGGUUAUUCACAGUGGCCAGGCCAUUUUAUUCAAAACUAUUCUGCUAUGUCAACGGGGGUGGGGGAGUCAAAAUGUGCAUUAAUUGUUUCCUUAAUUUAUUGUGGUUGACCAGGAAAAUACAAUGAUACUGUAUUUCCUCAAACAAGUAUUGUAUGCUUUCUCUAAUAGUUGCUGUCCUCCAAGUAACUGCCAACCCCCUUGGUCAAAGUUGUAAACGAAUUUGUCACUUUUAACAGCACUUUGUGAAAAAAUUAAUCAUCUAGCUUAAUUUUUUAAAACACUACUUCACUCAAGUCCUUGUUUACUCUGAAUCCAUUUACCAUUAACUUCCGAAAGUAAUUACCCUCGUUACUUUCUGAUUUAGCAGCCUUUCCCUAUCGCUACUUUUGGUGGGUCGCUACUUUCAGGAGGUCACUACUUUUGGGUGAAACGUAUCGUACAUGGACCGUACAAAGUUACAACAAUAAUAUCGGGACGAUUGUGAGAACAUCCACACUUUUUAUUUGGAGAAACUUAUUUCAUUUUAUUGCUCUUUAAAUAAAUAUUUAAAAGAAUUGUUUGAUUAGGUUGUGGGUAUUCACAGACAAAAGGAAGACUUUUUGAAGAAAAAAAUGAUGUAAUGUAUCUUUUGAGUUACAUAAAGGAAUGCCUAAGAUCAUUAUUAUCGUUAAAAUGUAUAUCUUUAAUUUUUGUUAUUUCUAGAAGGGAAAUCACUUUUGAAGACGUCACUACUUUCGGAGGGUUGCUACUUUCGAAGGGUCGCUACUUUCGGGGAGGGGGGGGUUGUUACUUUGGGAAGUUUAUGGUAUUGUACAAAAAACUGUCUCAAAGUGGUCAAUAUAAAAACUCUGAGUGCAAACAUUGCUUUUUUUCUCUUCUUCUCCCCUUCUCCUCCCCCUACAUAUUUUUUCCUUUUCCUGUUCUAAUGUAAUUUUUAACCUUGUCAGAGACAAAAAUACCUUGCUUUGGACUUAUUCCAGUCAAAUAACUGUACUUUAAAUAAGAAGUUAAAUUAAAAAGUUGUGUCCCAUAGCCCAGGGCUAGUGGAUUUUGCUAUUGGGCUAGUGAAAACUGUUCUUAACUUGCUUGAUGGGCAAGUGAAGUUUUUCAAAGGAAUUCAACAGAUGAACUGUAAUCAGCCCUGUUGAUCUGGAAUUCUUGGGGGGGGGGUAGUUAAAUUGACUCUUGCGCUUGUAUAUGCUAGCUACAGCUUGCGCGAAAGGCAAGCUGUAAAACUGACUUUCUUUGCACCCUGGACUUUUUUAGCUUUCCUCGUUGCUAGUAGUUUAAUAAAAUGCAUUCUCUUAAUGUACUGUAAUCUAGCUAUUCAAUCAUUGAUUGUUCAUUGAAAUUGAAUUACUUCAAAAUGAAGGUUAUAGAUUUUGUUCUUUACCUUUUAAAGUUGACUUGUAAUUUUUUUAAAUUUUAUUGAAGUUAUUGUCAGAGAAAUUUCUACCGAAGAACUGUUGGAUCCUAAUGGGCCUUAUGUUACCAAAAAUAUCAGGGUAUGUUGUCUGCAACAUGAUUUUAUUGUGAUGUGUAAUAGUAAAUGUUAUUGUUCCUUACUGAAGCCAUUCCUACAAACGAGAAAAUUAUUAUUAUUAUUAUUAUUAUUACUAAACUGUAUUAUUAUUAUUACUGCCCUGUGAGUUUUCAAAGUCAAACUCAAACUAUUGAUGAAGCAAGUGCUACACAGCCUUCUCCCUAAUAUCCAGUUCCACAGUCUUCACUACCUUUACUCUCUUUGUUCUCUCAUUGUAUCAAGUUUUAUGUACAAGUCCAUGUAGCUUCCUCAAGCUAAAAGUUAAAACAACUUUAAUUUGCCCCCUUAUCUUCUUCAGGUCAAGAGUGAUGCAGUGGGGUUUGGGUUUGUAGUUCGGGGUUCGAGUCCAGUGUACGUACAAACAAUAGAUCCAAAAGGACCCGCAGCAGCUGCUGGGUUAAAGGUAUGAGAGAAAAUUUUAGUAGUCACCAUGCCCAUGGUUCCACUUGAAAAGAACCAUCCUUUUAAUCAUCUUGCACAAUAGCCUUCACUACUUUUGGACUCUUUUAAGCUCCAUCUUCUUCAAACUAACACACACAGUAACCAACGUUUGUCACAGAGUACAUGUGUAUCUUGCACAAUAGUAUGAUGAAAAAUUUCUUGAAUCCACUUUGCUUGACCAAUGCUUCUUUUUUCAUUAAAAAAGACCCUGCAGCCACUUGAGCUUCAAAUUGAUAGUCUCAAGUAUUUAAUCUGUCCAGUCAUCAUGUCUAACGGCAGAGAGGAUUUCAUACUCGUCUGACACCAGCCAUAGUAGUAUUUAGAUUCAUCUUAGCUCCAAGACCAGGUGCUAUUUGCAGCUCUGAGAAUAAGAAAAAGAUGGGCAAAGGUUUUUUCCCCUCUUAAAAAAAGCAUGUGGUAAUACUAAAUGCUAAUCUACUUACUCAUCUCACCGCCCACUCAGAAACAAAGGGUUAGCUGUCCAUUAGAUUCCUCAUGCAGAACAACAUACUAACUCAGAUUCACACCACUCAGAACAAGCUCUUUAAACUGGCGAAACAAAAAGUAGUAUUCUUUUUUUUUAAACAAUAACGCCAACAGUAAGUUCUUAAUACCUUCUUGGUACAAUUUGCCUCUGUGCUAACUAUUGACAAGAAUCUAUGUAAAAAUUGUUACUGGUACAUUUAAUUUGUUUUUUGAUGUGCAUUUCCUUUUUUCCCCACAACUUUGAUGUGUGACUAAGAAUGUUUUGUAUUACGCGACAAAUUUGUCAGAUAUUUGUGACACCUGUAGAAAAAGAGUUAACGGGGAAAUCAUAUGCAGCUUACUAGUAUUAGGGCUUGUUUACUUCAUUAACCAAUUAUUGGUUAAUGAACUAGACAACCACACCAUCAUGAGAAUCAAACCUUACUUAAGGGCUAUUAUCAUUUAUGAAAAACUCCUUUUUUUCAGUUCAACAGUUGCUUGAAAGCUAUUAUUCUAAUGUGUCACUCAUUGACCAAUAAUCCUUUUCUCGCCUUUCUCGCCAUGCAGGUCCGAAUGUACUUAAAGUCUGUAAAUGGAAAAGACGUUCUGUACUGGAAUCACAAACAGGUGUCCCAGGAGAUUCUCAGAGGGCAGAAUAUAGUCAAUCUUGAAGUCAUGACACAUUUCAAAGGCAACCAAUGAAUCAUUCAAUUNUCAUUUAUGAAAAACUCCUUUUUUUCAGUUCAACAGUUGCUUGAAAGCUAUUAUUCUAAUGUGUCACUCAUUGACCAAUAAUCCUUUUCUCGCCUUUCUUGCCAUGCAGGUCCGAAUGUACUUAAAGUCUGUAAAUGGAAAAGACGUUCUGUACUGGAAUCACAAACAGGUGUCCCAGGAGAUUCUCAGAGGGCAGAAUAUAGUCAAUCUUGAAGUCAUGACACAUUUCAAAGGCAACCAAUGA
Messenger RNA from Porites evermanni, 11180 nucleotides. The record is from the annotation of a GenBank genome assembly. NCBI's taxonomy places the organism in Eukaryota, Metazoa, Cnidaria, Anthozoa, Scleractinia, Poritidae.